Molecule: messenger RNA, 1122 nt
Organism: Coffea eugenioides
Lineage: Eukaryota; Viridiplantae; Streptophyta; Magnoliopsida; Gentianales; Rubiaceae
Exons: 4
Coding region: 1-1122 (373 amino acids)
Source: RefSeq, a predicted model, not a curated record
AUGAAUAAUGAGCACACAAACUGUAGUCAUGUAUGGAAGAACAAAAAUAUUUCUGCUAAGUGGCUUGCAAACAAGUACAUGGAGAGGUUUAGAUGUAAUGUUGAAAUGCCUCCAAGAUUAUUAAGACAAAUAGUUGAUGAGGACUUCAAAGCUGAAAUUUCAAAAUGGGUGGCAUACAAUGCAAUGGCAAUUGCUAAAAAAGAGAUUCAAGGGAAUGCAAAGAAGCAAUAUAAGGACAUAUGGAGAUAUUGUGCAGAAAUUAAAAGGACACACCCAAAUACCACAAUGGAAGUUAUGUUUACUCCCUUCAGACAACCUGGAUGCAACCCAAAAUUUAUGAGACUUUAUUGCUGUUUGGGACCAUUAAAACAAGGCUUUCUUGACGGUUGUAGGUCCAUUAUUGGGGUUGAUGGAUGCCACAUAAAGGCUGAAUAUCGGGGACAGCUGUUGACUGCUAUUGGAGUAGAUCCCAACAAUGGAUGGUGGCCCAUUGCUUGGACAGUGGUUGAGAGGGAAGCAACUGAACAGUGGAAAUGGUUUUUUGAGCUGCUGAAGAAUGAUUUGCAGAUUGAAAAUGGGUAUAGCUACACAUUUGUUUCUGACCAACAGAAGGGUCUUGAUCGAGCAUUAUCUGAGGUACUACCAAACAGUGAGCACAGAUACUGUUGCAGCAUUUCAAGUACUACUGAGGGACUAUUCAAGAAAGCAGCAACAGAUCUGAAAAAAUUUGACAAGGAAGCAUAUGAAUGGGUGAAGAAAGCACCACAUCCCAGUCAUUGGUCAAUUCAUAGAAAUAAUGGCGACCCCUAUAAAGAGGUGUAUGACUGCUACAACAGAGAUCUGUUUCUAAAAAUUUAUAAAAAUGUUUUGUAUCCUAUCAAUGGACAAGUAAUGUGGCCCGAAACUGAUGGGGUGGAUCUUGAUCCACCAGAAAGGAUAGUGCAACCUGGCAGACCUAAGAAGGCCAGGAGAAAAGAUCCUACUGAAACUCAAAAGACUGGAAACAGGUUGCGGAGAAGGAUAGUCAUCCAUUGCAGAAAAUGUGGUGUUGCCGGCCAUAAUGCAGCUGGUUACAAGGUGCAGCAACAAGACAUGAACCAACAACAGAAUCAGCAGAACUAG